AUGUCGCCGUCGCGGCCGCCGGCACAGAUGCCGAGCCUGUCGAUGCGCGUAAAGUCGUCGGUGAUUAUGGGGAUCACGGGUCUGAUCUCGCGCUGCUUCCUGCACGGGUUCAACACGGUAGAGACGCACGGGCUGGCUCAGUUCAGGGAGCUGUUGGACAGCCGGGCUGAUCCGGAGAAGAGGGAGAGGGGAUUGUUAACUGGUAUUUUCUCACCCAGUUUUAUCCUCUGCUGUAUUAAUAUAUUUUUAUACUUUUCCAACCAUGUCAGCGUUCUUGACGACCCCAUGGUAUGGGGUUUGCUGCCUCUUUCAUACGCCUUCAACCCAAACAACCUCCGUUGGACAUUAGGGGCGCAUGACAUCUGCUUCAAGAACCAACUCUUCUCCUCCUUCUUCACCCACGGCCAAGUCCUCCCCUGCCACCGAUCAAAACACUCCCCCCACGGCGGCCUCUUCCAACCCUGCAUGACGCAAGCCAUCCGCCUCCUCUCCCACCCGUCCCCCUCCCCUCCCGCAUCACCCUACUACACCACCACCGGCACCGACUCGAUCCUCUCCCCGCUAACGCACCCCCAACACCGCCGGUACAGCUGGGUGCACGUCUUCCCCGAGGGGCUGGUCCAUCAACACCCCGAUGUUGAUUUGCGGUACUUCAAGUGGGGCGUCGCGAGGCUCAUCUUGGAGUCUGAGCCAAGCCCGGAUAUUGUCCCCAUGUUUAUCGACGGAACGCAAAAGUGCAUGGCGGAGGACAGGGGGUUUCCAAAGUUUUUGCCGAGGGUGGGCAAGACGGUGAGGGUUACUUUUGGGGGGGUGCUGGACUAUGAGGCGACGUUUGGGGACUUGAAGGCGAGGUGGGAUGAGCUUGUCAGGAGGGAGACUAAGAAGGGGAAUACGACGAAAACGGUGGGGUGGUUGUGGAAGACAGCUGUGAUUGAACAGACAGAUGAUGGGGAUGGGGAUGGGCAACGACAGGUGGGCGAGUUGACGAGUGAGGAGUUACGCAACGGCAGAGAGGCGAGGGAGAUCAGGAUUGAGGUUGCGAGGAGGAUGAGGGAGGAGAUUUUGCGGUUGAGGAGCGAGAGGGGGGUUUACAAGGAGAGCGAGGAGAGUUUUGGGAGGGCGGAGACGUGGAGGGUGGAUAAGGGGGAGGAGGGGAAGAAGUAUAGGAGCCGGGUUGAUGGGAGUCAGAUUAAUCAGGAUUAG
Molecule: messenger RNA, 1203 nt
Organism: Podospora anserina S mat+
Lineage: Eukaryota; Fungi; Ascomycota; Sordariomycetes; Sordariales; Podosporaceae
Exons: 4
Coding region: 1-1203 (400 amino acids)
Biological process (GO): cardiolipin acyl-chain remodeling; inner mitochondrial membrane organization
Cellular component (GO): mitochondrial membrane
Molecular function (GO): 1-acylglycerophosphocholine O-acyltransferase activity
Source: RefSeq, a predicted model, not a curated record